UGAACUUGCUCAGUAACAAAACAUGUUUAUAGGUAUGUUCCCAGUGGAGAAUGAUCUCUGUACAGAUAAGACAAAGACUGUGCAACACUGCAGUCUUCUUUUAAAAGCACUUUCUUCUUGCAGGUGGUAGAAGCAGGUCUGAGUAGAAGUAAUCCACUACUGAAACGUCCAGUUCGCACUCAAGCAGUUAUUGACCAGUCUGACAUGUACACACAUGUUUUAUCUGUAUUUACAGAGAAGAAGGAAGAACCUCAUAAGUUCACUAUAGCAGUCCUGAUGGAAUACAUUCGCUCUCUUAACCAGUUUCAGAUUGCAGUUCAGCACUACUUGUAUGAGCUGGUCAUCAAAACCCUUGUUCAACACAACUUGUUCUACAUGCUCCAUCAGUUUCUGCAGUACCAUGUGCUCAGUGACUCAAAGCCUUUGGCUUGUCUGUUACUGUCCCUGGAAAGCAUUUACCCUCCUGCACACCAGCUCUCUCUGGACAUGUUAAAAAGACUUUCCACAGCAAAUGAUGAAAUAGUGGAAGUUCUGUUGUCCAAACACCAAGUUCUGGCUGCCUUGAGAUUCAUCAGGGGCAUUGGAGGACAUGACAGCAUUUCAGCCCGCAAAUUCCUUGAUGCAGCAAAACAAGCAGAAGAUGACAUGCUUUUCUACACUAUAUUCCGAUUCUUUGAACAAAGAAACCAGCGGUUACGAGGAAACCCUAGUUUUACACCAGGCGAGCACUGUGAAGAACAUGUCACCUUCUUCAAACAAGUUUUUGGAGAACAGGCUCUCAUGAAGCCCACAACACUCUAAAAGACUCUUCCACUGAAAUGUAUAAACUUAAUUUAUUGCAUUUAAGUAGAUUUUUGAACUACAAAAUUGCUAUUUUAUAAUAAAGUAUAUACAAGACA
Melopsittacus undulatus (budgerigar) is the source of this 899-nucleotide messenger RNA. RefSeq names its product regulator of MON1-CCZ1 complex-like. The transcript is spliced from 6 exons. Gene Ontology annotation, cellular component: late endosome membrane; Mon1-Ccz1 complex; lysosomal membrane. The coding region runs from base 205 to 801 and encodes 198 amino acids. The record is from RefSeq and is a predicted model, not a curated record. NCBI's taxonomy places the organism in Eukaryota, Metazoa, Chordata, Aves, Psittaciformes, Psittaculidae. Gene Ontology annotation, biological process: regulation of autophagy.